AUGUCAGAGACUGGCAAAACAUUUGAGAAGGUACGCAGCACGCUGCAGCCUCUGGUUGCGAAGAGCUGGACCGAAGGUGUUGCACUUGCGAACAGCGUGCCUGAAAAUGUUGCGAAAAGUUUGACAGAAAGUGUUGCGAAGAGCUUGCCUGGAAACGUUGUGAAGAGCUUGACUGAAAAUGUUGCGAAGAGCUUGCCUGAUAGUAGUGCGGUUCGCAAACCAAAAGGACUUCUCGAGGAUACACACAGUGACAAAUACAAAUACGAGCCUCUGUCCAGCUCAACUUGCAUUCGUAUUCUCAGAGUAGAAGCCGCGACUCCAUCCGAUCCUAUCCAUUGUACUAUGCAAACAGUGGAUUUGAACGACAAGCCGGCGUUCUUGGCUCUAUCUUACUCGUGGAAACAAGACAAAUCGUUGGGAUCCCUUCACGCGAUAGGUCACGAGCAUAUCUUUCGCAACUCGACUUGGAAAGCGACCCAAAACUUGAGAGCAAUGAUGGGCCAGCGAGACUACCUCAGUAGCGGAGAAAAGGAGACCAAGAGCAUGGAAAUCUUUCAAUCGCUAUUUUCCGAUGAGAGUCUCAAAGAAUCGGACGAUGCCACAGACCAAAGAAUCGGGGAUGCCAAAGACCAUUUUCUGUGA
Parastagonospora nodorum SN15 is the source of this 642-nucleotide messenger RNA. RefSeq lists its product as hypothetical. The transcript is spliced from 2 exons. The record is from RefSeq and is a predicted model, not a curated record. Bases 1 to 642 code for a protein of 213 amino acids. NCBI's taxonomy places the organism in Eukaryota, Fungi, Ascomycota, Dothideomycetes, Pleosporales, Phaeosphaeriaceae.